Molecule: messenger RNA, 989 nt
Organism: Diceros bicornis minor
Lineage: Eukaryota; Metazoa; Chordata; Mammalia; Perissodactyla; Rhinocerotidae
Gene: NPW
Product: neuropeptide W
Exons: 2
Coding region: 330-905 (191 amino acids)
Biological process (GO): feeding behavior; G protein-coupled receptor signaling pathway
Molecular function (GO): G protein-coupled receptor binding
Source: RefSeq, a predicted model, not a curated record
GACGGGGAAGCAGAGCAGGCUGAGAGGAGGGGAGCCAGGCGCCCCCAGCGGAGCGUCAAGAUGAGUCCCAGUGCUCUGGUAACCCACCUUCCGGACCCAGCAGCCUGGGCUCCUCUUGUCUCUCCAUCCCUCCCCCACCCUCGGGGAGCCCAGCGGGUACCGCGGGGGCGAGCGGGGCGGGGCCACGGAGCAGUUAUAGUUGGACCUGCCUGGGGACCAACUCCUCGCCUGUAGCCUCCUGCGCUCUGGCUCCCCGACGCCCCGAUUCCGCCGUGCGCCCAGAUCCAGCUAAGCCAACUCCUGGCCCGCCCCGCCGGCCGGCCAUCAACAUGAGCACCGUGGCGCGGGGCACGGGGGUGCGGGGCCCGUGGCGGGGAGCCCCUGCAAGCCGGCCGCUAUUCGCGUUGCUGCUGCUUCUGCUGCUACUGCUGCCGCUGCCCGCCGGCGCCUGGUACAAGCACGUGGCGAGUCCCCGCUACCACACGGUGGGCCGCGCCGCGGGCCUGCUCAUGGGGCUGCGCCGUUCGCCCUACAUGUGGCGCCGCACGUUGCGUGCCCCAGUUGGACCCCUUGCCUGGGACACCCUAGGCCUGGGCGCGCCCCGCCCGGGGCCGUCUGCCAGAGACACCCUCUCCCCGGGACCCGCCGUCCGCGAUGCUCUCCUGUUUCCCUCCGGGGUUCAGGGACUGUGGGAGGCGCGACUCCCCGUCAGUGCGCCCCGGAGCCCGCGCCCGAACCCGAGCCGAGGCUGGGCGCCGAUUUCUGGACCUCAGCGGAGCAGGCCAGAGCCUUCAGAGAGUCUCCCGCACAGUCAUGGUGUGCGCAGCGAACCGCCUUCGCCGGCCCCCACCUCGCCGAAGGGCCGUCAUGAGCGCAGCCUCUGCCCGCGGCGCCCCCGCGCCUGACCCAGGCGGGGUCGCUUCCGCCUCCAGGGCGCACAGCUCCUGCCAGGCCAGGCCAUUUGGUCAAUAAAACCAUCCUGGUUCCUG